AUGUUCCAGGCCAUCUACGUUACCGACGCCAGCCAUGCGCUAACGUACGAGUACUUGGUCUUUCCCCAUUCUCCAGCAUUUGCUGAUGUAGGCGCAACCAUUGCUACCAAAAUUGGCACUCUCUCUGCUGCUGCAAACAAGCAGAUCCAACAUAUCCCGCUCAACCUGGAAUAUUACUUGUGUGCUUACACCACCACGAGCAUUGCCUUGUGCAUGUUGUGUCUGAUUGAGGAUAAGGAGAAACCGGGCAACCCCCUUUAUCCCGGGGUGUUUCUUCAGAAGCUAGUGCUAGCUGCUCAAGAGUACUUUGGCGUUCCUCUUGCGCCCACCAAGCUUUCGGCCAACAGCGAUACGUUUACGCUACUCAUCAAUGAAAUGAUCGUCAAUGGUGUUCCAAAUGUCACCGAAGUAAAUAACUUGAAGGAUAUUGUGCUGCUGAAGAGCUUGUUGAACACUAUCAUCAGAACAGGUAAUAAGUUGGCGACCGCCGCUGCCAAUAAUUCUCUCUCGUCUCUUUCCACAGUACAGGGCGGCUCUUUUGUAUCGGAAAAGGAUACUGUCCCCUGGAGAAGAUCUAAUGUCAAGUAUGCCGUGAACGAGAUGUUUGUCGAUGUCGAGGAGACGGUGCAUGCGGUCUUGCGCCCAACGCGUCGCAAGAAUAAGCUCAAGCUCUUAUCAAGCUCUAAUUUCGAUUCUGCAUUCUAUUCUUCGUCCUCCUUGCCGGCUUCCACAAAGCUCACGCCGAUCACGAGCACCAUCACCGGAAACAUUAAUUUCUUAUCACAUAUCACAGGUGUACCGCAGCUCCAGAUUCUUUUCAACUCGGCAGCGCUGAACAUGGAGGCAAUUCUGUUGCACGAAUGUGUGAAUGCGGGCAUUUGGAAGACGUCGCGUGCUCUUUCUUUCAUUCCACCAGACAAGCUGUCGACACUCCUAAGUUACACAAUCGAUCUAGAUAAGUCACAAGGAUCACUGCAAAACAGUACGCCGGGUCUUCUUGAGUUCGACUGCGAAACAGGUCUCGGUGCGUCUCAGAAUGAAUUCGAAUUCCGCUUGUUCACGCUGAAGGACCAGGCGGUCUCUAAAAUCGACUCCGUAAAAGUGGAGGUCUUCUCGUUUCAGCCCUUCUUAGAUGAAGAUCAGGGUGACGAUCAUUCUGUGAAUGAAAGUUUCGAUAGCCAGGCAAAUGCCAUCACAGACAUUAAAGUUUCACGAGUCACAGAUGGUGACUUCACGUAUAAAGGCAACGGGAAAGGAGAGUGGACAAUAAAAAACCUCCAAUCUGGUGCUCACUCUACUCUACGUGCAAGCAUUCGGACUGCCAGCGACCUGCUCAGUGAUGUCUCUCUUGUCAAUUCUAACGACGACUUGCUUGAAGUGCAAAGUGCCGUCAAGCCAAAUCGGGCGCCCAUCAUCCCGACACACUUCCAAGUCACCUAUCUCUACAAGGGUCUGGUCCCUAGUGGACUCAAAGUGGACAGCCUCAAAAUGAUAUCUGUCAAGGGUCUAGGCGAUGGUGUGAAGCCUUAUAAAGGUGUCAAGUACAUCACCAAGACAGAUGAUUUCACCAUCAGAACUCGAUAA
Australozyma saopauloensis is the source of this 1584-nucleotide messenger RNA. RefSeq lists its product as uncharacterized. Gene Ontology annotation, biological process: intracellular protein transport; endocytosis. The record is from RefSeq and is a predicted model, not a curated record. Lineage: Eukaryota; Fungi; Ascomycota; Pichiomycetes; Serinales; Metschnikowiaceae. The coding region runs from base 1 to 1584 and encodes 527 amino acids. The transcript has a single exon. Gene Ontology annotation, cellular component: clathrin adaptor complex; cytoplasmic vesicle.